CCUGCUCCGGGGGAAGGAAAAGACAUAAAACGGGCUCAAAGAAAAUACGCACAAUAUAGACAGGGCCCCGGUGAAAUCAUGGCAGACGGGAGGAUCUAUGUGGGGAACCUUCCGACGGAUGUUCAGGAAAGAGACAUUGAGGACCUUUUCUUCAAAUAUGGGAAGAUCCGAGACAUUGAGCUGAAGAACAACCGUGGCACCAUCCCGUUUGCCUUUGUCCGUUUCGAGGACCCUCGUGAUGCAGAGGAUGCAGUCUAUGGGAGAAAUGGCUAUGGAUUUGGGGACUGCAAGUUGCGAGUGGAGUACCCUCGCUCCUCCUCCAAAUUCACUGGCCCCAUGGGAGGAGGGCCCAGGGGAAGAUUUGGCCCUCCGACCCGCAGAUCUGAGUUUCGGGUCAUUGUGACUGGCCUCCCUCCGACAGGCAGCUGGCAGGACCUAAAGGACCACAUGCGGGAGGCAGGGGAUGUGUGUUUCGCCGAUGUCCAGCGGGAUGGGGAAGGCGUGGUGGAGUUCCUGCGGAGAGAGGACAUGGAGUACGCUCUGCGCCGACUGGACGGGACUGAGUUUCGCUCGCACCAGGGGGAGACUUCAUACAUCAGAGUCCACGAGGAAAGAGGCUCCAGUUGGGGGCGCUCACGAUCCCGCUCCAGGUCUCGGGGACGCUAUUCACCCCCCUACCCAAGCCGGGGUUCUCCUCCCCCACGCUAUCAGUCCCCCCCACCCCGCCGGCAUUCUUUCUCCCGCCAUAGCCCACCCCCCCAUCGCAUCCCAGCACAGCACCACAGCCCUCCCCGGCACUAUCGGUAAACACCCACCAAACACACCUGAAACAGGUCACCAACCACCAACAAUGAGAAUUUUUUUCUGCAGUUUUAUUUGUUUAAUUUACAUUCCAUUAUAAGGACUGCCCCCCUCCCAAGGCCUUAAGUUGUAGAGUUGUCCCAGAGAGACGAGGAUAGCAGAUGAUACAGUAUCCAGAUCUGCUGUUCAAGUGGGAGAGCAAGCCACCAACUGUCAGUGGACCAGUGGAACAUCUGAGAGACUGUGGACAUUCUCUGCACACAGCGUUCAUCACAGGUUGAAUCGUUUUUUCACUGCUGUGCUGUCCCACAUUUUGGGAGUGCAGUACUGUUUGGUCGGAGCAGAGGUCUCCCUUUGGAAUAUAGAGUACCCAUACAGUGUGAAUAUCGACCUACCCCAUCACAGUGGUUCACGCCGUUCUGUCAUGAAGCUCAACCUGUUUUCAUGGAAGAGGGAUUCUUUCUACAGUCUUCCUCUCUGGAUGCUCCUCUGGCAAGCUUCUGUCUCCAGACUAUUACGUGAUUUUUUUUUCUUUUGUUUUAAUUAAGAGGCAAAACAUUUUUAAUUAGAGAUUACCGCCUCUGUUCACCCAGUGUUCUUCCUUUGUAUCUUGUAAUGGCUGUGUAUAAAAGCAGAUUUUUUCCAAUUAAAAGAUGGA
Molecule: messenger RNA, 1459 nt
Organism: Megalops cyprinoides (Indo-Pacific tarpon)
Lineage: Eukaryota; Metazoa; Chordata; Actinopteri; Elopiformes; Megalopidae
Product: serine/arginine-rich splicing factor 9-like
Exons: 5
Coding region: 79-807 (242 amino acids)
Cellular component (GO): nucleus; ribonucleoprotein complex; cytoplasm
Molecular function (GO): mRNA binding
Source: RefSeq, a predicted model, not a curated record